Messenger RNA from Rhagoletis zephyria (snowberry fruit fly), 444 nucleotides. RefSeq lists its product as uncharacterized. NCBI's taxonomy places the organism in Eukaryota, Metazoa, Arthropoda, Insecta, Diptera, Tephritidae. The record is from RefSeq and is a predicted model, not a curated record.
AUGCCAUCCGCACGGAUCUAUUACUUCUCACUCGCUUGUUACGGCAGUGCCAAUCGUAUCAGAUCUGAGCGCAAUUUCUCAAGAAGUGAAGUAAACUACUUGCUGGUACUUGUGGACGCAAAGAAGCAUGUGCUGGAGUGCAAAAAAACGGAUAGAACAAGUUCCGAGGAAAAAGCCAAAGGACGGAGCGACGUGGAAGCGGAAUUCAACGGAAAGUUUGGGAUUGUCUUCAGGAACGCAAAAGUCUUGAGGACCAAAUACGAAAAUUUAAAGAAGACGGAACACGACAUCAAAAUAAAAAAACAAGAAAUGGAAAUUGUAAUAAUGAAAAAGGAGCACGAUCUCAAAGUUAUAAAGAUGGAGUUGGAAAUCGACCUUUUAAAAUUACAAAUACAACAAAUGGAAAAAAAGAGUUUGGGUGAUUGCAACAACAUUAGUGUUUAG